CCUUUCCAGGGAAAAAAGUUAUUGUGAAGCCACCACGUAGAAUGCCAUUCUCCAUUCCUUCUUCGUUGAAACUUUGCACCUGGUUGGUGUCAAAUAGAUCAGAAUCAGUGCUCACUAUGGCAUAUGUGGACAGAAACAUUUCAGGACCUACUACAGCUACUGCGACUCGCUCGCUCGCUUCUUCCGCGGUCAUGGAGAACGGCACCCCGGUCUACGCCGAAACCACCGUCCCUGCCGAGCAGCCGGCGACCAAGGGAGCGCGCUGCAGUGGGGGCUCUGUCGCCCACCUGGGCUGCCUGCGCCUCAUCCUGAAAGUCCUGGAGUUGGUGCUGUCCUUUCUGGCCUUUGUAUGUGAAGAAGUUGUGAAAGAGUGCAACAGUUGUGGUGGGCUUUACUUCUUUGAGUUUGUCAGCUGUAGCGCCUUUCUCUUGAGUGUCUCGAUUCUCCUUCUGUAUUGCACGUCUCUCUAUGAGAAAAUUGGAAAAGAUAAAGUAAAACAACUGGAUUUUUGGAUCAUUCCAGCAGUGGGGCUCUUUUUUCUUUUAGCUUCAAUUAUCUUUGCUGCACUCAAUGAUGCGACAUCUACUGAAAUGGCUGCAGUUGUGUUUGGAUUUUUCGCAAGUAUAGUGUUUAUUGUGGAUGCUGGUCACAUGAUUCUGCAGAAUCUUAAAGCAAGAGGACAAAGACAACCAGAAAAUAGAGCCAACACACUCAAUGCAACAGAGAAUCAGCCACUGAAUAACCAACAAGUCUAAGCUCUGUUAUGCCGUUUAUUAUUAUAAGUACUGAGUGAAGCUGAAACGGUUCUUCUUUUAAAGGUGUGUCCAGACUGUUAACUUUCAUUUAUAUACUUCACUGUCCCAGUGCUUAGUCUUUGUACAAUUCUUAUACAUGCACACAUCCUGCAUUGCGGACACUUGUAUUUUUCUUAAAGAAUACUGAAUUUGCAGAACUGCACCUGUUCAAUCUUCUGCCCAUGCACUACCAUUAAAUAAGAAGCAGUAGGCUGAAAAACAAGGCAAUGUUGAUUGAGAUAGGAUUGUGAAAUAGCUAAAAGAAUAUAGAGAAUAAACGGAUAGGUGAAAAAGUGGGUGGGUGCAGUGGUACAAAUUCAGAAUAAUAAAUGUUUCAUAAAGAAAAGGGCUCCAAUAAUGGAGGAGGAGAGAUGGGAUAAUGGCUAAAAUGAGGAAUUGUGUAAGUCUUCUGUCCAGAUCAAUUGAAGGAAUGCAGUCUUUUGGAGUUCUUUUAAAGAUACUUUCAUGCUUAUAUACAGGGAAAAACUAGGAAGUGGGGGGAAAUAGAUAUUAUGUCCACCACCUAACAAACAUUAUUGAUGUACUCUCCAAACCUUUGUAAGAUAAACCUUUGUCUUUACCUCUUCCUUACUUCACCUAGCCAUCUCUCUUCCACAAACUUAGAUAGGGUUUUUUAUUGACAGUGCCUUGAGCAAUAAGAAUUUUAUCAUACUUUCCAGGAUAGGAAGAACUGGUGUCUACAUUCUGUCCAUUUUGUAGUACAGACAGCCCUUGUUAUUCAUGGCGGUUCUGUUCUGGCCUACUUAAUAAUGAAAUUAAAUAAAUGGGAAUUGUGGGGUUAUGUUCUGGAGCCACGGAAAAUGACUGAAAUAAGGAUGGAGCACAGCACAGUACCUUGGCCACCUCAGCUCUCCCACUCCCUGGCUCCUCUAGCAAUGCCCCACGGCUUCUUCAUUAAUGCAUAAACAUGAUGUUUCGUCACCCCACUGUUGAAAACCAGCAUAGCAGCACAAGCCCCUUGGCCUAUUUGGUUGGUAGGUAGCCAAAGAGGCAGCACAAAAUUAAAUCCAAUUCAAGUCAAUGCACACAGAGGAAUGAGAAGAGAAUCAAUUUUAAAUGGGUAAUUAAAAUCAACAUUUAAUUUUUAAUUUAAAUUGAAUUUUAAUUGUAAUUUAAAUAUAGCGUUGUAAUUCUCAAAAUCAAAAUUAAUUUUUUAAUUUGAAAUUUUUAAUUAAAUUUCAUCAAAAUUAAAAUGGCUAAAAGUGAUAAUUGGCAUCUUGUGAGGGCAACACAAUGCUACACGAGGUUCCAGAAAAUGGCCCAAAAAAGGCUCCACAGGAAUGGCUCCCAGUCCCAAAAGCCUCCACAAGCUCCAGAGCAAUGGCUCCCUAAAGACGCCAAAUGCUACCCCAAAUGGCUUUUAGAAGCAAAAAAACUCAAAACAUGCACACCAAAGCACUCCACUGUCCUCCUCAAACCUCCUCUCACAACCCAUGAGCAUGUGCAGCAAGAGCAUGACCAAGAACAGAACUGCGCCGCUGAAAACCGCAGAUAUGCAAAGCUGCGUACCACUGAUAAUGAGGUCAGCUAUAUAUUGCCCAACCGCAGAUACGGAACUGCAAAUAAUGAGGGCUACCUGUAUAGCAAACUAAUACAACUUGUUAGUAUGACUUUUUAAAAUUCAGAUGUAAAUUAUAUAUAAUGACAAUUUUCUUUAAAUAUAUAUUUCUUUCUGUAAAAGGUAGAAAUGUUAUGAAUGUUCAUUACGUUAAAAUAGAAAUUUAAAAAAUUAGGAAGUAGAAACAAAAAAUUAGCCUGCUGGGAAAAUAUUAAGAGGAAAACAUUUUCACUCAAAAGGAGAAAACAGAAUGGUGACAAAACAGUUUGAAACCACAAAAGGAGAUAUGGCUAAUAUUAAAAGGGCCAAUGAGUAUAUUUAUAUUUUAUGAGUAUAUUUUAAAAGUGGUUUUCAUUUUUCUCAAAUCUUAUUAGUAAAAUGUUUAAAUUUGUGACAUUCACAAUAUCUCUCUUGUGUACUUGGUUACAUGUGCAGUCUCGUAUGUAUAUGGAUGAAAUUUAUUGAGGAUUGUAAUAUUCUGCAGUAAAAUGUUGGGACCCAGGGCCAGAUGGUGUGCUUGCUGUUGGUGAAAACAAGUCAAGCAAUGAACCCCUCAAAGAUGUAGCAGCCCAUAUGACUGCACAGGAUGCUGUUGAUGAGUAGAGGGAAGCAUGGGCAAACCUUUGCAUUGAUGUCCUGGGCCCAACAGGCUAACUCCAUGUGGAGACUUUUAGAGAAAACCAUUUAUACCUGUCGACUGUUAAUGGGUAUAUUAUAUAACAGUCUUAGACUUGUCAUUCAGCCUGUGCUUACAGGUGGGAAGAAACGGCCUACAUGUCACAACCAGUUAGGCAAAUUAAGGCAGCCAACUUCUUCCUAGAGUGAGAUGCUGACAUGACUUCCCCCAUAUUUAUCAGGAUAGAUCUGGUACCCCAGCAACUGUUUAAGCAGCACUGAAAUUACAAAAGGGAAACAACUUCUACCCAAGUCUGUCCUGGAACAGGAGUUGUCGUGUACUUAUGGCAUUUUCGAUAGAAUUAGAGGGUGUUUCUCACAACUUGCUGCUUUCUAAAAGUGUGCAACAUGGUCCACUUACAUGAAAGCCACUUGAUUGUGAAUGUUACUGUUAAUUCAUUAGAAUUGUUUUUGGGCAAAAUGUUUCAAGAGGUCAGUCUGAAGUUUCAUUGUCCAAUACUUCACUGAUGCCUUCCCCAUUCCCUUCACUGGAGGUUGUGUUGUCAGAGCUUCCUUGAAGGCUGGGAUGCAAGAACAUGGUGGUCGUUAUAUAUUUUCAGUUGCAUUAGCUUGCAAGUGCUCACAUCUGCUCAUUAAAAGGUAUUUCACUCCAAAACUAUUGGAAUUAAUUCUAAAGGGUUGAGAAAACUGCUAGGAGAUGGUUUCUGUCGAACCUACAGGAAAGGAACCUACAUUUCAGUUUGCUGCUAAAAUAAACAUCUGUUAAGCUAUGACAUGUUAUCCCCAUUUUGGCAUUAGUAAUCUUUAAUUUUCCAUGCAGUUGGGUGAUAGAAGAAAAUGCUACUGCUUACACCCAUGUGCCUCUCUUAAUUUAAAGGAAUUUAUUAACAUAGAAGAAAAGCUGCAGUGAUAAUUGCUUAAUAAUGCAGGUUUGUAAAUAACCACUUGCUGGUAAGGAUCACUUCCAAGUGACCUGGCAAGGAAGUUGUAAACUGGAAGCAAGUUGGAUUCCUCCUGCUUCCCUUCAAGCUGUUAUUGUUUAUCAUGGUAUCUGUGGACAUCUGUAGACAGGUGACCUAAUAAAUGUUUAGGGAACUAUUUGUAUCAGCACAAAGCAUUUAAUGGUUUUAUCUGUAAAAUGCCUAUGUUUCAAAUUAUCUUCAUUCAAUGUCUUAGAUUUCUGUUGUGUUGUUCAUCUUGUGAAGAGUUCAGACACUGUAAUGAAUUGGUAGGAAUCUCAUGACUGCGUAAGAGAGCCAGUGGGAUUUAUUGUGUAGUAGACCUGUUGAGGCUCCUUCUCUGUUUUGAAAUAAAAUCAGGAUUACCUCUUCCUAGCAUUUGAUCAAUAUGUUUGCGGUUUCUGCUUCAAAGCCAAUGCAAAUAGGAUUUAUUUAAGCUCCCAUCCCUCAGACCAUGCACAUGCACUCACUGCUCUAAAUACUGAUGACUCCGAUGUCACCCCAUCCCUUUUUAUGUAGCCAUUGGGAGGCAUAAGGCAAAGCCUUUAAACGCAUUAGCUGACAUCUAGACCAACGCUGCUAGUGCAAAUGUGUUACACUAGUGCAAGGAUGUUGCACUAGUUAGUAGGGGGCUUGCAUUCCAGGAUAGUGUUGUGCUGGUACAAAAAGGUGUGCUUGUGCAACCUGGGACACACCUCCUGCUGUGCGACCUCUUCCUCAGUCCGUAUGUGUCGCAGGAAAUGACGCGUAGCCUGCCGCUGUCCUUGUUGCAGGAGUGGACUAAGAGUGCAAGAGAUGGAGCAACCUUGAAGCAUUCACUCAACUGUGUGAUGCUCUUGCAUGGGUGUAUCUUUGUUCAUUGCACUCGUGAGCAUUAUCCAUGGGAUGUUAUCCACUGUGUUUGCAGCCCUAGAAUAGAAGACUUGUACAACAUAGGCUGGGAUCCAAAGAGCUGCUUUAGGCACACCCAUGAGUUUGGACAUGUCCUGUGAUAUUUCCUCUUUGAACCAUCCACCUCCUUGCCAUAUUAGAAACCUCUUGUGAAACACUCCAUAAUUCAGAAGUAGUUUGCAUAUAUCAUGGAGGGCUGCUGUUUGAGAAAUAAAAACCUAAAGGUCCAUUGGGUGUGUAGAAAUAUUUCUGCUAUUCUUUGGAUCCCAGCCACAGUAAUAAUCUUCUAAAUUCCACCCGUAAUAUGGGAAAUGUUUGUCAGAUAGCUGGGAAGACACUGUAAAGUUUAAAAACUUUGUAUAGAAUAAAAAUUAUUUGUGUAAAACAAAAGGGUUAGAUAAUCUUAAACUGGAAUGUGUAUUAUGACAUCUUUUUAAUAGCAAAUUUAUUGACCGCCUGACUUCCUUAGACUUGAGGCAGUUUACAUAAAUUAAAACAACAACUACCGUAAGACAAGAGCAGAAGGGCAGUGUGGGGGGGGAGGGGGAGAGAAGAAAAAGAACCCUUCCUCCCCACACAUAUUAAAAACUAAAAGCCUGGCAAAAUAAAUAGGCUUUCAGGAGCUUCUUAAAGGACAGAAGAGAGGGGGCAUUAAGACAUUGUCUUCUCACUUGUGGAUAAUGGAAAUCUUUCUUAAAGUGCUUACUUUAUCAUAUUAUUUACUGUUGCUGCCUUCAUUCUGUAUUGUGGCCUGGCCCUUUUAGUAUCUAUUUUGGAUUCAUUUAAUCAUUUUGUAAUUACAUUUGUAAUAAAAGUUGUAGAAAACAACAUUGCUUUUCAA
Messenger RNA from Hemicordylus capensis (graceful crag lizard), 5700 nucleotides. It is a transcript of the gene CMTM6, whose product is annotated as CKLF like MARVEL transmembrane domain containing 6. The coding region runs from base 42 to 755 and encodes 237 amino acids. The record is from RefSeq and is a predicted model, not a curated record. Lineage: Eukaryota; Metazoa; Chordata; Lepidosauria; Squamata; Cordylidae. The transcript has 5 exons. Gene Ontology annotation, cellular component: membrane.